GAGAGAGAGAGAGACUCAGUGAGUGGUGUAGAGGAUGCAGCAGGGCUUGCUCAUCGGAUCCCUGUAGCUGGGGAGUGUGUCAUGUUACAGAGGCGCCCGAGCCGGGCCGGCACACCUCCGAGGAGGCGGCAGUGGCAGACACCUCUCUCUAAUGGGGACUCUUUAGGCGCUCCCUCCCUUGCUCCGCCGCGGAACCGAAACUGACAAACCCCGGGGGGACCCACCCCAGUCAGAGGAAGGAGGAGGAGGAGAAGAAGAAGGAGGAGGAGGAGGAAGACGAGGAGGAGGAGGAAGAGCAACAGGAGGCGGAGGACACUAGCUCGCUGGCCCGCUCGCUCUCUGGAGCUCGCUCCCUCUCGGCACAAGUCCCCGGGCCGCCGCCGCCGAGCACCGAGCGCGCCGAGCUUGGGUCCCGCCGCCUGCUCCGGACUCCUGCGCGUUGCGCGCGGCCCGCUCGGCUCUCCAAGUUUGCGCACCGGCCCUCGCCACCACCGUGCCCCUCAGCCCCGUCCUCCGCGCCGCUGGCUGGCUGCCCCCCUGAGCGCCCGCACGCCCGAGGGAGACCGCGAGCGGACCCGCGCCGCCGCACUGCUUUCUCGGCCCCCGGGCGGACGGACCGCGGAGGACGGGCAUGAUCGAGGACAAGGCUCGCCACGGGGCCAGCGAGGCGGCGGCGGCGGGGGCCCGGGGGGAGCCGUGCCCCCGGCCCCCUUUGCCCCGGAGCUGCGCGCUGCUGGGCGGCGUGUCCCUGUUCUCGCUGGCGCUCAGCCUCCUGGUGCACUUUCGGAGCGCGGAGCUGCAGUCCCGCCUGGGCCGGCUGGAAGCCGAGCAGCGGCGCCCGCCCCCGCAGCAGCCCCCGCAGCCCCCCGCCUGGCUGGCCGCGCACCAAAUGGAGGAGGCUAUUUUGGGAAGAGUCAACCAGCUGCUGGAAGAGAAACUGAAACUUCAUUUGACCAAGCGACGAGAGCCUCGGGAUACAUCGUUGAGAUGUAACUGUCCGCCAGGACCCCCUGGUCCCGCAGGAAGACCUGGACUUCCGGGAGACAAAGGCGCCCUUGGGAUCCCGGGACGAGUGGGACUCAAGGGCCAGCCAGGAGAGAAGGGAGCACCGGGAGAUGCCGGAAUGUCUAUUAUCGGUCCUCGCGGUCCCCCGGGUCAGCCCGGCACAAGAGGCUUUCCUGGAUUUCCGGGUCCCAUCGGCUUAGACGGCAAACCGGGUUUCCCUGGCCCGAAGGGGGAGAUGGGUCUGUCGGGUCCCAAGGGACAACCGGGACCUCCAGGACAAAAAGGAGAAAAGGGUCAGUGUGGAGACUAUCCCCACAGGCUGCUGCCUCUUCUCAAUUCGGUGCGGCUUGCGCCACCCCCCGUCAUAAAAAGACGCACCUUCCAGGGUGAACAGGGACAAGCAGGCAUCCAAGGCCCCCCUGGGCCGCCUGGUCCCCCUGGACCUGCCGGACCCAUUGGCCCUCUGGGUAACCCAGGAGAACCAGGGCCCAUGGGGCCCCCUGGCAGAACAGGAGAGCCAGGGAAACCAGGCAAGGACGGAAAGGGCUUACCUGGACCUCCUGGACCAAAGGGAGACCCCGGAAUUCAGGGAUAUCAUGGACGAAAGGGUGAGAAGGGAAGUUCUGGUACUCCCGGCCUGCCUGGAUUCCUGGGCCAGAAGGGAGAGAAAGGGGAUGCAGGCAAUGCCAUUGGAGGAGGACGAGGGGAGCCAGGGCCCCCAGGGAUACCAGGACCGCCAGGACCAAAAGGAGAAGCUGGCACCAGUGGCCAGACUGGGCCUCCUGGGAGGCAAGGAGACAAGGGAGAAAUCGGCGCCCCUGGAGAACAGGGACCUGCCGGCCCCAAGGGUGCCAAGGGAGAGCCGGGCAAAGGUGAAAUGGUGGAUUACAAUGGAAACAUCAAUGAAGCUCUCCAGGAGAUCCGCACUUUGGCCUUGAUGGGACCUCCUGGACUCCCAGGGCAAACAGGCCCACCAGGAGCUCCUGGUGUACCAGGACAAAAGGGAGAAAUUGGUCUGCCAGGUCCUCCAGGACAUGAUGGGGAAAAGGGACCUCGAGGAAAACCAGGAGAGACUGGCCCCCCUGGUCUCCAAGGACCACAAGGAAAGGAUGGACCUCCAGGGCCAAAAGGAGAAAAAGGAAAUGUGGGGACACCUGGAGAGAAAGGGGAAACAGGACAAGUUGGCUCCCCGGGUCUUGAUGGCCCCACUGGAGAGAAAGGAGAACCAGGUGACCAAGGGAAACCAGGAGCUGCGGGAUUGCCUGGUCCAAUUGGGCUCCCGGGAUUUACAGGAGAGAAAGGAGAACCUGGAGAGAAGGGUGACCCAGGAACAGAGGUAUCUGGACCACCAGGGCCCCAGGGUCCCCCAGGACCUGCAGGUCUCCAAGGCGUUCCUGGACCAAAGGGGGAAGCUGGACUUGAUGGAAUGAAAGGAGAGAAGGGUGUCCAGGGAGAAAAAGGAGACCGAGGUCCAUUGGGAUUGCCUGGUGCUUCAGGUUUGGACGGCAGGCCUGGGCCACCGGGUACUCCAGGACCAGUUGGGGUUCCCGGCCCAGCAGGACCAAAAGGGGAAAGGGGCAGUAAAGGAGACCCUGGGAUCACAGGACCAAUGGGAGCAGCUGGGCUUCCUGGUUUGCACGGACCACCCGGUGACAAAGGAAACCGGGGGGAAAGGGGGAAGAAAGGCUCUAGGGGGCCUAAAGGGGAUAAGGGAGACCAAGGAGCGCCUGGAUUAGAUGCCCCCUGUCCAUUGGGGGAAGAUGGCUUGCCAGUCCAGGGCUGCUGGAAUAAGUGAUGGCCCUAACCUUGGAUUGGCCUGUGUGUGUGUUUGUACAUAGGAUAUUUAUUUUUAUACAGUUCUUUCUUUUUGGAAAUGCCAGACGUUAUGAUGCAUCUUUUACAGAUUAUCCCCAACCAAAAAAAGCACCCUGCAUUUUUGUACAGAAAUUAUCGAACAUUCCACCCCCCUUCCUGUCUCCAAGAUUUUUUUGGUAUAAUUUUUUUGUCCAUGAUGCACGUUUGUUUGUGAGCACAGCUUCAAUGUUUGCAUGAUAUUUGUGCACCCUCGUUAAUUAACUGUUGGAGUUUUAAUAAAUUAUUGCAUUACCGUGCCAAAGGGAGCUGUCCAGCACUAAAGUGCUGGCUAGUUCAUAAGUGAGUCCAGAGGAAAAUAAUAUGAAGGUCAAUGGUAUUUGCCAAGCUAGGCGUGCCUGAGAAUAUUUUAAGCGUGUGGAUUUUUCAUUAUUAAAAAUGAACAUGGUAACUUCUGAUCCUUUUUGGUCAUUAAAUUUAUCAAAAGA
Molecule: messenger RNA, 3305 nt
Organism: Sarcophilus harrisii (Tasmanian devil)
Lineage: Eukaryota; Metazoa; Chordata; Mammalia; Dasyuromorphia; Dasyuridae
Gene: COL13A1
Product: collagen type XIII alpha 1 chain
Exons: 39
Coding region: 632-2800 (722 amino acids)
Source: RefSeq, a predicted model, not a curated record